ACCUAGAUCAAUUGAAGUAUGUUGAAUAUUUGAUUAUGCGAUAUAAAUGGGAGGCUGAUUAUGAUGUGACUGUAAAAGUGACUAGUGUGACUGAUAACGUUUUGAAAAGUAAAAAUGGAGCAAUAUAG
Molecule: messenger RNA, 128 nt
Organism: Funneliformis mosseae
Lineage: Eukaryota; Fungi; Glomeromycota; Glomeromycetes; Glomerales; Glomeraceae
Source: the annotation of a GenBank genome assembly